This is a messenger RNA of Salvia splendens (bonfire salvia), 1209 nucleotides long. RefSeq lists its product as uncharacterized. The transcript is spliced from 2 exons. The record is from RefSeq and is a predicted model, not a curated record. The coding region runs from base 1 to 1209 and encodes 402 amino acids. Gene Ontology annotation, molecular function: zinc ion binding. NCBI's taxonomy places the organism in Eukaryota, Viridiplantae, Streptophyta, Magnoliopsida, Lamiales, Lamiaceae.
AUGCUUGAACUGCAGUCAAGGAAUGCAGGCACAAUUGUUGAGUGGAGGCACAAUGAGUUGUUGAGCCAUGGAUGUAACAAAGUCUUCUAUUACGUUUUCUGGGCACUUGGGCCUGCUAUUUAUGCUUUCCAAGAGUACCAACCAGUUUUAACAAUAGACGGGACUCACCUUCGAGGAAGAUUUAAAGAAACUGGCGACAGUUGGGAGUGGUUUUUGGAUCAUGUAAGAAUUCAUGUGGUGAAAUACCAAAGGGAGGUGUGCAUCAUUUCGGAUAAGCAUAAAGGAAUCCUUAAGGCGAUUCGUUCUGAUGAAUGGAAAAGGCCGCCGAUAUGUCACCACAAAUUUUGUUUGAUCUAUUUGAGGAAAAAUAUCUUGACGAAACUUAAGGGUAAGGGCUCUAAUGUGAAAGGCAUGGUAUGGGCAUUGGGUGUCACAACUCAAGUACGUAAAUACAUGCGAAGGCGACGUGCACUACGGGAGGAAAGUCUUGUUGCGAUACACGAGCUCAACAAAGCCAAAAAAGAAAACCGGUCUCUUUGUUACGAUGAUGAACUGAGAUGGGGGGUGACCUUGAAAAACAUGUCAGAGAGCUUCAACAGCGUGUUGAAAGGUAUAAGAGAGUUGCCAAUUAGAGCUUUGGUUGAUCUGACAUUUUGGAGAACAGUGCAAUGGUGGGCAGAUAGAAAAACAGAAAUACAACAUACCGAAGGUCGAUUAAGCCCAUGGGCGAGGGACAAACUUGCUGCGUAUGAUGCGGAGGGACAACUACAUUACUGUUCAGUACUUGACCGAGAACUGGGUCAUUACCAAAUUCUAAGCCGUCCACGUUUUGAAAAUGGACAGGCAAAUGGCAAUAACAGACAAGAGGUUGAGUUUUUGGAUUCAAAGUGCACUUGUGGGAAGUGGCAGAUGUGGAGAGUUCCUUGUUCACAUGCGUGCGUCGUUGCUAGAUAUAGAGGUAACGCUAUGUUUGAGCUCAUUGAUAAACACAACCACAAAGCUACAUGGGAAGCACAGUACUCUGGUGGCCCAUUUCACGCACCAAGACACGAAGACUAUUGGGCUAAACCUGGAUGGAAAUUGUGUAUCCUGAGCAGUUGCUUCCUCGAAAGUGCGGACGAGGCAGAACAAAGAGGAUUCUUAAUCAAAUGGAUGUCCGCGAGGAAGAUGAACCGAGAGCUCCCCGCAAGUGUAGGAAUUGCGGCGUAG